This is a messenger RNA of Orycteropus afer afer, 1632 nucleotides long. NCBI's taxonomy places the organism in Eukaryota, Metazoa, Chordata, Mammalia, Tubulidentata, Orycteropodidae. The record is from RefSeq and is a predicted model, not a curated record.
AUGGCGCCCUCCAUGGGUCGCGGGCAUCUCGUCUUCCUCGCGCUGCUUGGCUUCCUCCGGGAGGCGUCUGGUGACCUAGGCUCGGGGGUGUCCCGCGACGACGACUUGCUGCAGCCCUACCCCCGCCCCGCGGCCCCCGGCGCCGGCAGCCCGGCCGUGCGCACCUUCGUCUCGCACUUCGCUGGGCGCGCCGUAGCCGGCCACCUGACCCGGGUCGCCGCGCCCCUGCGCACCUUCUCGGUGCUGGAACCGGGUGGACCCGGCGGCUGCGCGGCGCGGCGCCGCGCCACCGUGGAGGAGACGGCGCGGACGGCGGGCUGCUCUGCGGCCCAGAACGGCGGCUUCUUCCGCAUGGACACCGGCGAGUGCCUGGGGAACGUGGUGAGCGAUGGGCUGCGGGUGAGCAACUCCAGGGGGCUGCAGAACGCGCAGUUCGGAAUCCGCCGCGACGGGACCCUGGUCACCGGGUACCUGUCCGAGGAGGAGGUGCUGGACAACACGAAUCCGUUUGUGCAGCUGCUGAGCGGGGUGGUGUGGUUGCUUCGCAAUGGGAGCCUCUACAUCAACGAGAGCCUGGCUACCGAGUGUGAUGAGACGCAGGAGACAGGCUCCUUCAGCAAAUUUGUGAACGUGAUAUCGGCCAGGACGGCCGUGGGCCACGACCGAAAGGGGCAGCUAGUGCUCUUCCAUGCGGACGGACAGACGGAACAACGAGGCAUCAACCUGUGGGAGAUGGCAGAGUUCCUGUUGAGGCAGGGUGUGGUCAACGCCAUCAACCUGGAUGGAGGCGGCUCUGCCACGUUCGUGCUCAACGGGACCUUGGCCAGUUACCCGUCUGAUCACUGCGAGGACAACAUGUGGCGCUGUCCCCGCCGCGUGUCCACCGUGGUAUGUGUGCAUGAGCCCCGCUGCCAGCCGUCCAACUGCAGCGGCCACGGGACCUGCUUUCAGGGCAGCUGCCAGUGCACGGGGCGCUUCUGGCGGGGCGGGGCCUGCGAUGAGCUGGACUGUGGCCCCUCCAACUGCAGUGGCCGCGGGUUCUGCACCGAGACCGGCUGCCGCUGCCAAGCCGGAUGGACCGGGUCCAACUGCAGUAAAGCUUGCACCAAUGGCUCCUUUGGGGAGGACUGUGCCCAGAAGUGCCAGUGCCAGAACGGAGCUGCCUGUGACCCAGUUCAUGGAGCCUGCAUCUGUCCCCCUGGCUUCACUGGGGCCGUCUGCGCGCAGGAGUGUCCCCUGGGCUGGUACGGGCCCGGCUGCCAGAGCCCCUGUGAGUGUGAGCACCAGUGUCCCUGCAACCCCCACACUGGCAACUGCAGCCUCAGCGGGACACCGGCCAUGACCAGCCUCCUCUCCCGAGUGAAGCAGUGUUUCCUGUCACCUGAGGCCACCCUGAGGACACAAGAACUCUCCUUUUUCACUGGGACCACCUGGCUGGCCCUCACGCUGACCCUGGUGUCCCUGCUGCUGCUGAGCACGGCGGUGAACGUGACCCUGCUCCGCGGCUCAAGGGCGGAGCGGAACCGGCACCUGGACGGCGGUUACGUGUACCAGCCGCUGCACGAGAUGAACGGGGCUCAUGCAACGGAGGAGAAGCAGCUGCGAGGCACUCGUGGCCCCUUCCAGGAAUGA